AGGCAAGUGGCUAACAGGUACCAAGCAACUAUGGCAGACACACACAGUCUUUACCUGCAAGCGAUUGAAGAGUCUACCACACAGUUCUUGGAAAUUUGGCAUCACUAUGACAAUGCUGGUCGUGGUUAUAUUGAAGGAAGAGAACUGCAAAAUUUCAUUCGAGAACUUCAGCAAGCUCGGAAAGACACUGGCUUAGAAUUAGCUGACGGUAUGAAAGCUUUGGUGGAGAAGUACGACCAGAGUGCUGAUGGAAAAAUAGAGCUGGCAGAUCUUGCUCAGAUCCUACCAACAGAAGAAAACUUCUUCUUGUUCUUUCGGCAACAAUUAAAGUCAAGCACAGAGUUCAUAGAGACGUGGCGAAGAUAUGAUGAGGAUCAUAGUGGCUUCAUAGAAGCAGAUGAGCUGAAGAGCUUUCUACGAGAUUUACUGAAGAAAGCAAAUCGGCCCUUUGAUGAAGUGAAACUAGAAGAAUAUACCUUAACAACGCUUAAAAUGUUCGAUUCAAAUAAUGAUGGAAAGCUGGGACUGGGCGAAAUGGCAAGGUUACUUCCUGACAAAGAAAAUUUUCUUCUUAAAUUUCAGGGGGUGAAUAUGACUUCAACGGAAUUUAAUGAUAUUUUUGACUAUUAUGAUCAGGAUGGCAAUGGAUACAUAGAUGAAAAUGAAUUAGACGCACUAUUAAGGGAUCUCUGUGAAAAGAACAAAAAGGACUUAGACAUUCAAAAUCUUACAACAUAUAAGAAAAGCAUCAUGGCUUUGUCUGAUGGAGGAAAACUCUUUCGGAAAGAUUUGGCAUUAAUCCUGUGUGCUGAAGAAUUUUAAAUAUCUUGCAUUCUUGUGUGCUUGUGAUUUGUGUGACGAUAGCUGUGUGCUAAAAGGGUGUAGGAUAUGCCUUUAAAGUCCACUGAAUGCAUAUAGAUUAAUCAGUAGAAUGUGCAACACAUUCUUUCUGAUCUGUUGUAUCUAUACUCUUUGUAAUUUACUGCUUUUGUAUCUACAAAAUUCAUACAAAA
Molecule: messenger RNA, 1013 nt
Organism: Hemiscyllium ocellatum (epaulette shark)
Lineage: Eukaryota; Metazoa; Chordata; Chondrichthyes; Orectolobiformes; Hemiscylliidae
Gene: calb1
Product: calbindin 1
Exons: 11
Coding region: 31-822 (263 amino acids)
Biological process (GO): regulation of long-term synaptic potentiation; regulation of presynaptic cytosolic calcium ion concentration
Cellular component (GO): dendritic spine; synapse; nucleus
Molecular function (GO): calcium ion binding
Source: RefSeq, a predicted model, not a curated record